AUAAAAAUGAAAUACAUACCAGGUCUACUUGGGGUGGCAUGUGCCUACAUGCUGAUCCUGGUGGAGGGCUUGGCUGAAAGAAAUGGAUCCAAAAAACAUAUUGCUGGAGGAAAAUGUUACUUGAAAGAGCUGGCAGCCCUCACAAAACAUCAGGUGGAAGAAAGCUUGAUAAGUUUUGAUAAAGCCAAUGGACAACACCUUGGUACUUGGCUGCCUGGCUUUCCUGAGCUACAGGUCCACAAAGAUUCUUUCAAUGGGCCAAAAGUGCAGUGCAGCCUAACAUUCAUGGCUCUAGGGCUGGAGAAGAUCUUGGAGGAUCAAAAGAACGACCUGAAUCCAACAGAUGUUUUACUUCACAAGAUGCUUUGGAACACAAUUUCUCGGGUCAUGAUGCUUAAAGCUUGUAUGGAGGAUUUUCUCAAGGGCAAAUGCCCCGAGGAUCCGUUGCCACCAAAGAUGCCUAAGCAUGUGUUUGAUAGGAAACAGUGGAGCCACACUCUGUUGAAGUCAGCCAAGUAUUAUCUGGACUGGAUGGAACAUAAAAUCAUAGUUUCAAAGGCCAAAGAGUUUAAAAAGAAAACAAAUCAGGUUAAAAAUACUACAUUACAUAAGUACAUUAGGGGGAGUGUUUAUCAUUUGUGAUCUCAAUACGUCAGCUAAAAAGGCUGAUCUAGUUACAAUUAAUGCAUCCCAAAAUAUUUCCAGCAUCAAUUUAAUCAGGAAUUCUCUUUUUAGUAUUUCCUAAACCUCGGCUGAUCGGACCCCCGUAUUCGUCUUUCAAGUGCAGUGUGCGAGUUUAGAAGCAGUUGGCCGUAUUUAGCCAUCGCGCAAAAAGCUUCCAGUUAGCUUAGCAUUACAAGGAAGAAAAAAGUUCAGUUAGAAACAGUUUUAAACUUCAAAUUAAAAUAGUAUUUUUUUUUUUGGGAACAAAAAC
Molecule: messenger RNA, 934 nt
Organism: Cyprinodon variegatus (sheepshead minnow)
Lineage: Eukaryota; Metazoa; Chordata; Actinopteri; Cyprinodontiformes; Cyprinodontidae
Exons: 3
Coding region: 7-642 (211 amino acids)
Source: RefSeq, a predicted model, not a curated record